This is a messenger RNA of Monoraphidium neglectum, 1170 nucleotides long. RefSeq lists its product as hypothetical. Bases 1 to 1170 code for a protein of 389 amino acids. The transcript has 4 exons. The record is from RefSeq and is a predicted model, not a curated record. NCBI's taxonomy places the organism in Eukaryota, Viridiplantae, Chlorophyta, Chlorophyceae, Sphaeropleales, Selenastraceae.
AUGUGCGGCUUUUUGGGCGCAGCGCGCCUGGCAGUGGAUGCGCUGUCACCGGGUGAGCUGGCGACGCUGCUGUGGUCGCUGUCGCGGCUCGGCCACGCCCCCGACCUGGCCUUCAUGGAUGCGUGGUACCGUGCUGCAGCGGCAAGGGCCGCGGCAUUUGGCCCAGGGGAGCUGGCCCUCGCGCUGCAUGCGCUGGGCGCGCUGCGGCCGGGGGUGGGCGUACCGGGCUCGGUGCCGGGGCGCUUCGUGCGCGAGGUGUUGCCGGCGGCACGGCGGAUCUUAGGGGCGUGCAGCGGCGCGCAGCUGGCGCAGACGCUGUGGGGCCUGGCGGAGCUCCGGCUGUGGCCCGGUCAGCCCUGGCUGGAGGACUGGCUGGCAGCUGAGCCUGUCAGCCUUGGUGGCAGCGCGCUCGCCGAGCAGGCGGCGGCGCAGGCGCGAGGCACCGGCGCCUACACGCGCGCCCCCGCGUACAAGCGGUUCUGGCGGCGGCCUCACCCCCUGGAGGCGUUUGUUGACGCUGCCCUGGCGCUGCUGGCUCGUGAGGGCCGCGGCUCCCUCAUGGACUGCGGCCCUGGGGACGCGACUCUGCCCACCAGGGGCUCUUCUGCGGGGCGUGUGGCGAUCGUGAGCAACCUGCGAAACGCCGCAGGCGUCGCGCCAAACGCGGUGCUGCAGGUGCUGCGGGCGGCGCUGUGGCUGCCGCAGGGCGCGGCCUUUGUGUUGGUCUACGAGGACGGCAGCACAGACGCUACGCGCCGCUGGCUGGCGCUGCUGCAGCUGCUGCUCACGCCGGUGGGCGUGCCCUUCAAAUUCACGCUGGACGGCGGCCUGGCGCGGCGCCCCCAGGAGCCCCGCAUCGCCCACCUGGCUCGCAUACGCAAUGCGCUGGUGGACCCGCUCUUCCCGCCGCCGAGCGUUGAGCGCGCGCUCUGCAGCCGCCCGCGGGCGCAAGGGCACCGCCAGGCCGACAGCAGCGCCAUCAGCGCCAGCGCCAGCGCUAGCGCCAGCGUUGCCGCAGCGUCACGCGGCGCCUUGCUCGCCACUUCGGUCCCUGCCGCCUGCUUCCGCCCCGACGCGCUGCUGUUUAUCAACGACGUCUUCUUCUGCCGGGACGAUGCCCUGCGCCUGAUGCUGCAUGAUGCAGACCUGGCGUGCGGCUUUGAUAGCUAA